Molecule: messenger RNA, 1971 nt
Organism: Capsella rubella
Lineage: Eukaryota; Viridiplantae; Streptophyta; Magnoliopsida; Brassicales; Brassicaceae
Exons: 13
Coding region: 181-1731 (516 amino acids)
Biological process (GO): regulation of DNA-templated transcription
Cellular component (GO): nucleus
Source: RefSeq, a predicted model, not a curated record
CCUAUGUUUUCUCAUCUUCUCUAAAUUCAAUUUCUCAAAAUCUUCAUAAAGUUGCUCCUUUGCUCUCAGAUUGAGAUUCUGGGUUUUCUCAUAUCCUUCUUCUCCAUCGAUAUUGUUCUUCGGCCUCUCUUCUGUUCCUCAAAUUUCGAAUCUUUUUUCAUCUGUAUUUUUCCCGUUGUUAUGGCUGUUAAGGGUGAGAAAACAUCGAAGCGCACCACCAAUCCCGGUGUUCGAGUCAUCGGAGGAAGGAUCUACGAUUCUAGUAAUGGCAAAACUUGUCACCAGUGUCGACAGAAGACAAUGGACUUUGUUGCAUCGUGCAAGGCCAUGAAGAAGGACAAGCUGUGUACCAUUAAUUUCUGUCAUAAGUGUUUAAUAAACAGGUAUGGUGAGAAUGCAGAAGAGGUAGCAAAGUUGGAUGAUUGGAUGUGUCCUCAGUGCAGAGGCAUCUGCAAUUGCAGUUUUUGCAGGAAGAAACGAGGGCUCAAUCCCACUGGGAUAUUGGCACACAAGGCUAAAGCCAGUGGAUUAGCUUCAGUUUCUGAGCUUCUUGAAGUUGAAGGGAGUGUUAACUUUGCUUAUCAGAAGAAGCCAAAACUGGAUGUUGAUUCUACGGAAGACAGUUGUGGCAACAAUGACUCUGUUCUUGAGACAGAUUUCAAAGUAGCUGAUGUUUCUAAGGAGAAGACGAAAGUGGUGGGCAAGAGCAAGACAGCCAAAGCCACUGACAAUCUUGAAGAGGAGAUUCAGUUUGAGGCUCAACUGCCACAGGGUAUAAGCUUGACUUCUAUUUCAGGCAUUGUUAUACCCACUGAAGAUGCUGGAAAUGUAUUCCAGCUUUUUGAGUUUUGCUCAGCCUUUGGAAAGGCUCUUGCUUUAAAGGAAGAACAAGCUGAAACUGUCGUUCGUGAACUGUUCUUAUGUGGGCGUAACACAAGGAGACAACAGUACUGCUCUAUUAUCCCAAUGAUGAUCCAGUUGUUGGAUUUAAUAUCACAGGACAGAGAGAUGUCUUUGUCUCUAAGUGCUACUGACAGCAGUUGGUUCACUGCUAUUGGAGAGAUCUUAUUGCAGUCAGAAGUUUCCUAUGAUGAGUUCCCACCUGAAACUUUUGAAGUGGGUCUUGCUGAGUACGAGAAGAUGGAUGCAUCAAGAAGGCUCAAGCUUCUCAAUAUCUUAUGUGAUGAAUCACUUAGCACACAGGCAAUGAGGAACUGCAUUAACAGCCAGAGUGCAGAGUGGAAAGCAAAGGACAAAGAAGCCAAAGAAAGGGCUGCAGCCGCAAAGGAAAAGGAGAAGCAGCUCAAACAGAAGAUGCAAGGUGAUGUUGCCAAAGCCAUUAUGGAGAAAAACCGAGCUCCAUUGUCCAUUGAAGAACAUAACUUAAUUAUGUCUCAAAUUAGAGCUGAAGCUAAAAAGGCUCAUGAAGAAAUGGUGGAGGCAAAGGGCAUGACAUCUGGAACGAUGCUUAUAUGUGAUGCGCGUAGAACUGAACCAAUCAUGUUGGAAGAUAAUGGUCUUGUUCUCUGGAAAUUGAAGUGCUACAAAGAAGAACCAAUUUUCUUGCUUCAAGAUCUAGGAACAUUUGAUGGUUUAUGUCCAAAUGAAAAAUGGUUAGCUUUUAAGCCUGAGCAGAAGCCAGAGAUAGAGAGCUAUAUCUCUUACAAGAGGAGGCUGAUGCAAACACAGAAGAACACAAAUCUGGAAAUGAAUGCCAAAGCAGAAGCAUAAGAAUCAGCACUAAAUACCAACUCAAGAGCUCAACAUUUCUGAACAACCUUAAAGCUUAUUAUUUUUUGUGUAAGAAAAGUAGGGUAUGAGGAUCGGCCAAUAACUCAUUUCCUAUUCUCUUUUGAUUCUUUUUGUGUUCUCUGGUUCAGUUGAGUUCUUUUACAUUGGUAUCGAUUGACUGUAACUGGACAAGUUUUUUGGUCCAAUUAAAAACUGAAGGAGGAUGAUAUGCUUCUUCUA